AUGGAUGCAAUGUCACUUGUGCAACGAUUUGGAAAGCCUGAUUUGUUUAUAACAGUAACAUGUAAUCCUAAUUGGCCAGAGAUUAAAGAACUUCUCAAAUAUGUUGAUGUACCACAAAAUAGGCCGGACCUUCUUGCUCGUGUUUUCCGUGCUAGACUUGAAGAGCUAAAAAAUGACAUCUUUAAGAGAAAAAUUUUUGGAGAGGUGGAAGCAUAUGCAUAUGUGAUUGAGUUUCAAAAAAGAGGACUUCCGCAUGCUCACUUUCUCAUUAUUUUGAAGAGCAAAUUCAAAAUUACAACUCAUGCUCAUUGUGACAGAUUUAUAACUGCUGAGAUUCCUAAUAAAGAAAGUGAACCACAGUUAUACAAUCUGGUUAAAAAGCAUAUGAUUCAUGGUCCGUGUGGUUCUUUAAAUCCUAAUUGUGCUUGUAUGCUUCACCAGCAACAACAACUUGCUCCAUCUUGCAAAGAUAAGUACCCUCGCUCAUUUAAUGAUGAAACUAUUUUUGACGAAAACUCCUACCCUAUAUAUCGUAGGAUGGACACUUCAACAAACGUUUUUGGAUAA
Messenger RNA from Ipomoea nil (Japanese morning glory), 567 nucleotides. RefSeq lists its product as uncharacterized. The coding region runs from base 1 to 567 and encodes 188 amino acids. The transcript is spliced from 2 exons. Lineage: Eukaryota; Viridiplantae; Streptophyta; Magnoliopsida; Solanales; Convolvulaceae. The record is from RefSeq and is a predicted model, not a curated record.